AUGCCACAGAAGAUGCCAGUCGAGAUGUCCCAGAAGUCCACCAUCAAGAAGAGGGCGACGCCCUUGGAUUUUGGGUCAACUGCUGCUCCUACCCCAGCUCAGAAGCCUCUCAAGAAAAUGAAGAAGCAGCGUGCAACUCUAGCUCCAGAGGACAAGCCCGCCCCAACCCAGGACCAAGCAGCCAUGCAGCUUGCACCCAGGGACCAGCCUUCUCCAGCCUGGGAAUCUCCCGAAGAUGAGUCUCCUUCAGGCAGCGACGACCGUGAAGAGCCUCCUUCAGCUAUGGACGGCCCAGAAGUCCAGCUUCCUCCAGCCAGGCACCUGGUGACCAGCAGGAAGAAGACUCCGCCCUUGACGAUCCUCCCUCCCAGCUCUCCCAAACCACUGGCAAGCGCAGUUGCAAGUCCAAGAAGACCCGGAAGAACUUCCAACUGA
This is a messenger RNA of Scylla paramamosain (green mud crab), 435 nucleotides long. Its product is annotated as fibrous sheath CABYR-binding protein-like. The record is from RefSeq and is a predicted model, not a curated record. NCBI's taxonomy places the organism in Eukaryota, Metazoa, Arthropoda, Malacostraca, Decapoda, Portunidae. Bases 1 to 435 code for a protein of 144 amino acids. The transcript has a single exon.